Messenger RNA from Pelobates fuscus (common spadefoot toad), 6978 nucleotides. It is a transcript of the gene C10H10orf71, whose product is annotated as chromosome 10 C10orf71 homolog. The record is from RefSeq and is a predicted model, not a curated record. Bases 596 to 5095 code for a protein of 1499 amino acids. Gene Ontology annotation, cellular component: Z disc. NCBI's taxonomy places the organism in Eukaryota, Metazoa, Chordata, Amphibia, Anura, Pelobatidae. Gene Ontology annotation, biological process: positive regulation of calcineurin-NFAT signaling cascade. The transcript is spliced from 3 exons.
CCCACAAUGCUCGCAAGGACUUCAAGCAAUAGGCUUCACCUCUCUUGAUAUUUGUAGUAAUAAAAACAGACUCCUCUCCGUUAGAUUUCAAGGGACUCACACAGUAAAGCUCUAUAGUGUCACCAUUCUAGCAACGAGAGCGAGAAGCUGUCUCAGACACAGCCAGGUAUAAAAAUAGAAAGAGAGGCAGCUACCAUCUGCUAGACACUCGACACUACCCUAUGCCUGGAUUUGUACGGUGCCUGGGAUAGGGGAGUCCAUAUCAGUGUCCUGCUCCCCUAACUCAAACCGAGCACUGGAUCUUGGGGAGUGUCUCCUUAUUUGGGGGAGCACAACCUGGAACUGACUGCACCUGUAAAUAGCAAGAUAAGGAAUAAUAGUAAUGGCAGUUUGACCCUGGAUUGUUUCCAAAGUUUUGGGAAACAGAUGGGAAGAAAAAGCAGGAUGAAUGGGAGCAUACCAGACCCCUGCCCACUCCAGAUCUUGAGACAAGAGGUUAAAACAGGACUGAUCCAGAGAGUAUUCUUGACACUGUUGCCAAGGUUUCCAUUUCAGAGUACAUUCAAGUUUAUUUGAAAAACUGUCACCUGGGAAGAUGCUUCGAUAUAAAAAGCAUAAGAGGCUGGCUGAUGGACUGGGAACAAGUGGUGUUGGUGUCAUGGAUGAUACAGACCGGGAAGUAAGCAGUUUCACAGAUCGCGCUUUCCGUAGCUUGUGUGUUGCAGAAGAGGAGCCAUUCAAUGAUGUUCCUCAUAUUCCCUCCCCCAUCAGAGGAAUGCCACUUUCCACCAAGUACCACCUGGGAAUAUUUAAUCUUUCAGUCCGGAAAACCCAGCCCUUAGCACAGUUACCCACACUUCCAGGACAGCGAGGGAAGUGGGCACCUACAUUCCAGCCAUUACUAAACAGUGCAAGACAUGGAAUUAUUGAUGGAAAUACUAAUUUCAAUAAAAUUUAUGCUCCUGAGCCAAGAGGGUACAGGCAACAGUCCAAGGUGUCGUCCUUGAUAAAAACAUUUGAUAACAUUGAAAAUGAAAUACCCGGAAGUCCAUCUGAGCUCUCAGGGUUGCCCCUUUCUGUCACCUCUCAGAGAGAAAGGAACCCAGAAGAAGCACUUCUUGUUAAUACUGUCUCAGAAGUCAGCACUGAGAUAAAAUUGCCUGAGUGUUCCAAUCAAGGAAGUCUUGCACAAAAUGAAAUUCUCAAGUUGCACAGGCGUACCGCCAGAGAGGUGUUCUUAGAAUCCCAGGCAGAGAGGAGUUCGAGAAUAUCAGGGUCACCAAGUUCCCUGGGAUCACCUCUUGGUGACUCUACCAAAAAGCUUGCAAAACAGAAAGAAUCUUUGAGAAAGACCAGCUUUCUUCACAGUGAAAACAGUGCAUUUAAAUCAUGGAGUGAUAUUAACAAAAGAAUUGGAGGAGAUGAAAGUGAAAACUCUCUUACUGGAACAUCUCCUGUGCUGAGAUGUGCAACUCCAUGUUCACCUUUAUUGUCUCGGACAAAAUGUGGAAUAAGGGCAAGAGAAGCGGGAAUGGAGGUUGGCUGGGCCUCUCCCGCAUCUUCUGUGUCAAGCAGUUAUGACCCUGUUCAAAUGUUAAGGUCUGUACCCCCAUUACCUACCAAAAAAGGUGGAAGACAACCUAAAGAACACAGGCCCAGGCCAGGAGCACCAAGGAUUCCAGUUGAUGUGCGCAUGCAAGAAGAUGAAAUGCAUGUAGAUGUGAGCUCUGCUUUAUCCAAAGACAACUCAGACUCAACUAGGAUACCGAAAGGCAUUAAGAAAUCAAAGUCACCACAGGGGGCUAGUCAGAAAACAAUAUCAAUUGAAGAGACAGAAAUAGUGCUAAGUGCACCUCACUCUCACACAGUAGUAAAAGAUCAAGUCGAGGAAAAGAUGAUUUCCCCGCAACAUGCAAAAAAGCCUGAGGUCAAGAUCAAAUAUACAGAAGACAAUCUGGUCAAGGAACAUCUUCCAUCGCCGGGGAGAAUAAAAACAUUAAUACAGCAAAUGGAAAAAGAAACAAUUAAGGAUGUUGUUGUACCUUGGCUUUUAGAAUCAGAAAACAAGAUCAAAGAGUUACCAAAAGAGGACAUUGCAGUAACUAAACCUGCUGUAACAGCUGCAGCACCUCCAACUUCAAACCCCCCACCUCAUAGUAGUGUUCAUAUCCCACCCUGGAGAAGAAGUAAAAUAAGUCAUAAGAUGGAAGUUGAGGAAAAAAUAAUUUCUGGAGACAUGGCUCCAAACCAUGAGAAAAAGCCUUCAAAUAAAGAAGAGGUCCCCCUAGAAAAGACUGUUGGCUCUUUCAAUAUCACCAGUCUGUUAACACCAGUUAUAAGAAGAAAAAACAUUAAAGAUGCAUUGGAGGAGCAUCCUAUGGUGACAACUCCUCCGCCAGCUGAGACAAUAUCAACAAAGGAACAGGAUUCACGCGACAUAAAUGUGAACAGCAACAGGGAUGAUUAUAAAUCCAAAGCUACAAGCUUGUUGUUCAACUUAAAAGACAUGCGUAAACGAGUUAAGAGCACAUACAGUCCAGCAACUUCACUGAGAACUGGGAAUGAUAAUAACCAUAUGGGAGAAAUCAAAGCACAAGGGCAGUCAAACCACAGAAUUGCUUUAAUGGAUAUUAGUAAAUGGGUAAUGGACAAGGAAAACAAUACUCACUCUCCAGUCAUCCACAGUCCUAGAGCAACAGGAGGAAGUGAGAGCAAAAGUAGCCUCCUAGCGAGUACAGCUGAUAAUUAUUUGUCUUUGAGUUCACCACAACAGGCCAUGGAAUGUACAGUCACUGAGAACAGAGAUCCUAUUCUCGAAAGUAUCCAGACUGAGGCAAAUACACCUGAUGAAAAUAUUAGACAUCCCCAUACUGAAUACAAUAUCAGAAAGGGGGCAGACUACCCAUCUUUAAAUCUCUAUCCCAAGGAAAACAAAUCUCCAGAACUUCAUGCCAAAGAAAAUAGAGCCAACACACUAGUUCAGGUUAACAUUGAAGAUGAACAACAUCUACCUGAAGAAGACAAUACAGAAGAGACAGAACUCAGCAUGAUCCUAAAUGAAGAUAUAGAGCUUCCAGCCAUCCAUGGAACCAUAAUAUCAGAGAGUGACAUAGGUGAAAAUAUUCCACCUUGCCAGGUGCAGUCUUCACCCUGUGAGGAGUUGGAAAUACAACAGAUCAGUGAAAGUGGGGAUGGUGAAAUAAGAGUAGAAAGCCAAGAUGACAUAAAAAAUGAGUUGCAGUAUUAUGCAGUAAGCAGCUGUGUAAUAGACGAAAGUGGACAAAGUGGUGGUAUAGAAAGUAAGAAUGAGAAGGCAGAAAUUAAAGAGAUGAAAGAAAGUGAAAAGCAAAUAGAGGAAACUGCGUGUGUUGAAGAAAUUGAAAGACCGUCAUCUAUUACAAUGUUCAAACCAAAUCUGUUUCGAAUUAAGGACAACACAAUUAAAUCCUCUCCUGUAACCAAGUCAGUGAGGCUGCCCUUAUUGAGAAGCAUGUCAGAAGACUCACUAGCUUACAGAAAAGAAGUGGUCAGUCAGUCAGAGGAUAAAGCUGAAGUGUGUGAGGAAAAACUAAAAUUAUUGGAAGACAAAGUGAUAAACUCAUGUACAGCAAUAAAUGAUUUUGCUGAAGAAAUGGAGAUGAGUAGAAGAGGGAAAAUUCAUGAGCUGCUAAACAUGCGUCCUUCAUCGGAAAUACCGAAAGCAAUCAGCUUACAUCAUCACACGAAAAAACAGAAGGAACAAGAAAGUUUGGAUCUGUGGAAGGAACUGUCCUUGUUAAAUGAGGAAUGGAGAAAAACUGAAGCACAAAAAUCUGAGGCAGCAAAGGUUACAGAAAAUGUGCAUGAAGGGCCCUUUUUCCACCCGGUUGAGACUUGUAUCUCUGAGGUCACAGGGCCUUCACCAGAGUGCAACACCUUAUUGAUGCACAAUGGUAGUGAAUUGUUAACGGAUUUGGUGAAUGGAGAACUUGCAAGUCCACUUCUCCUCAAUGCUAACACAAAUUAUCCUACAUUUGACAGCAACUUAAUACACAAUGAGGAUGCAGUAACACUUUUAGAAGACAUUGCCUGUUCCACCAUUACUAGCCCAAUGUCAGAGAGCGUCACAUGCUCUAUGGUGGCCAGCCCAAUGUCAAUGAACAGUUCAGGGUUUACAACAGCACUUUCUGGUUUUGAAGAUUAUCCAAGCCCAACUUCUUCAAGUAUUAGUUCCAGGAAUGGAAAAUUUAUUUUUCCACCCCUUGAAAAAACUAUUCCUGCUCUUCCUGGAAUUAUAGAGAAUGAUAAAACAGAAGACUCCAUUAAUUUAAAAGAGCAAAUUCAGUCUAUGGAACCUUUGAAGAUGCAUACUGGAAAACCACCAGCUGUUCCACCUAAAACAGAAAAAGCAUUGCGCCGAGCUCAGCGCCUUACCAAGAAAAGAAGGAAAACUGAUGUGCUUCAGAAAACACAGGAUGGAGAGUUGUAUGAACCAGAUCUUGUCCUAGAUGUUCCAUCACCAGGGAAUUUAACUACAAACUCAUUGACACUGCAAUCACACCACAAAUUGGCUCCAUGCAUACCCAAGGUCCUACAACCAGAAGGAUCUAUAAGUGCAUCUUCAACCCCAUCCUUCCCAGUCACCCAACGCAAACUCCUCCAAGACCCAGACUCAGGACAGUACUUUGUUGUGGACAUUCCUGUUCAUUUCCGAGUUAAAACAUUUUAUGAUCCAGAAACUGGAAAGUACUUGCAGGUUUCCUUACCUCCAUCAGAAAGAGAAACACCAACAAUAGAAGCAUUGAACAACCAAUUUAUAUUGUACCCAGGACUGCCUCCAGUACCCAUAUCAUCAAUAUCUUCUCUGAAAGAUUUAUCACAACACUUAGAUCAUGGUGAUCCAGAAAAAGGUGAACAUACACAAUCUUGGGAGGAAAGACAUGAAGAAGAUGAAUACCCAAAAGAGCGACAGUAUAUUGAGUCCAUAUGUGAUUCCUGUGACCAGAGUAUGACUGGCACUCCACACAGUAUGGAAAGAUUUGGAAGCAGGUCCAGAAGUCCAGACAUUAUUUCAAUUAAGGAUCUGGAUGAUUUUGCUAUGGAGGCAAUUUCCUGAGUUUUUGAUUUUGGCAGGAAAUAAACCACAUCAUUCUAGGCAAAAACGCACAUAAACUCACAGAGCGCAGGACAUAGAGACUUUGUGUAGCCUAAAAUGACAAUGUUACAGCUGCACUAUUUAAAAAAAUAUUGGUUUUAAAAGAAAGGCACAACAUUUUAUUAUCUCAGAUACACUCUGCAACUUGUAUUAAUGAAACUGCAGACCAGAGACUUUGCCUAGCACCUGCUUAGAUGGGUCACAAAUCACUACUACCAACAAAAUGGAAAUAAGGAAGCUGGGAAACCAUCCUGUAAAUAUUGUAAUGUUAAUCCUAUGGUAAAGGCAAGCAACUUCCAUAGUGAAUUGAACAUGGUUAUAUCUUGCUAGUAUGGACAGAGGCACCCACAAAGAAAGGAAAGAUCUAUAACUUAAUAAUAAGCCUCUAUGAAUAUUGAGGGAUCAAAAUGUGUUUGGUAGUACCCUAAAUGGCUAGUGUGUCCAAAUGGCUCAUUUUUCAAAAUAUAAGUAGCUUAUUUUCAUUUUCAGACUGAAAGUGGAGGAAAGAAAAAUUGGAUAUAAGGUCAAGUCACUUUUGCAGAUAGGGAUGUACAUGCAAUGAAUGGCUUUCCAGCAGAAGAGGUUAUACAAUGUUAGAGAGGUCAAGGAAGCUUGAGCUAGACACACUGCUACUCAGAGGAGGAGGAAAAGAGAAGGAAAGAAAAUCAAGGCUGCUUUUUAAAUUAGAAAUUGGCAGACUAGAUGGGCCAUUGGCUUAUGGCUCUCAUCAAACAUUAUGUUCAAUAAAUAGAAUUCACAUAGAAACAUGCAUCAGCUAUACAUAUUUCUAAGGGAUAUACUAAAAUGUUAAUACGUAAUAAAUAGAGUCAGCACACAUUUGAUACAUAGUAUUUAACAGAUUUACACAGAAUUUUUACAUUGUCUCUGAACGGCUAUGUUUUGCGAUAAAAGUGUAGUGUCUUCAGUUUCUUUUGGACAAUGUGUGCAAUACAUUAACAUCUUGUACUAAAGACAGGUUUGUAAGAAGCGAGUCCGUGUGGUAUUUCUAUUGCCACAGACAGGAAAGGUUUAAUAUAAACUGCUGUGUAUGAGACGAGGGGCAGGAAAGAUGACAAAAAAAUAUUGAAAUGCACUUGCAUGUGAAUGGUUUAACGAGUGAGUGAGUCAAGCCUUAAUGGCAAAUGAUGGGUCCACCUUUUUACUUUGUAGAAAUUGUCCAACCUAUCAUCACCUCUAAAAAUAUUAUUAUUAUUAUUAUUAUUUUCAUUUGUAAUAUCCUACAUAAUCUCUAGCAAUACAACAUUGUAGUAAAUGUAAAACAGAUACCUACUGACACAGACAGAGAUGUCUUUCUCAAAAGUUCAUACAAAUUAAAUUCAUAAACAUUUAUCACAUUUUAGGUAUCAGCUCAAAACUGGAUAUAAAGCACCCAAAAAACGAAAAGAGGGAUUUCAUCUAAAAAAUGUACAUGAAAGCCAUUAACUGAUUUGAUUGAGUAGCCUCGAAUCAUAGAAGAAUAUAAAGCCUACAUUUCAGGACUGGGUGAUCCUGAGGUGAGGGUAUGGUAUACAAAGUGUUUAUAGCAGUGAUUAAGACUGAAAGUUCACACUGAGAUGUUUCCAAUGUCUAGCCCCGGCAGUUUCAUCCUACUGGCUCUGAGCAUUUCUGAAAAAGUAUUACAAUGAUACAGACAGAACAAGCCACGUUCCUACUGCCAAAUUAAGCACCCUUGAGGGGCUUCAUGACCCUUUGUGACUUUUAAGCAAUGUAAUGAAAUGUGAGAUUGUGUAAUUGUGUAUUAUGAUUUUUUUCCUGAUGAUAUUUUAAUAAAGUGCCUUUACAAUUGGCCGGAUUGACCUCCCCUGCACAGUAGAGGUCUUAAA